AAGAUUACUAUCCAAACAAGUCACCAUCGCAGACAUUGGCUGCGGCUUCGGCGGCCUCAGUUUCGCCCUCGCACGCAAAUUUCCCGACCAACUCAUCCUCGGCAUGGAAAUUCGCACCUCCGUGACCGAAUUCGUGCAAGACAAAGCGCGCGCCCUGCGCGCACAACAUGCCGCUGCUGUUGCGAGUGAAGAAGGCGGAAGCGAAGGAGCAGGAAAAGCAGACUAUCAAAACGUCUCCUGCGUACGCGCCAACACGAUGAAAUUCCUCCCCAAUUUUUUCCGCCAACAGCAGCUCGACAAGAUUUUCCUGUGCUUUCCCGAUCCGCAUUUCAAGCAGCGCAAGCACAAAGCGCGCAUUGUGAGCGCGACGCUGAAUUCCGAGUACGCCUUUGUCAUGAAACCGGGGGGCAAAGUCUACACCAUUACGGAUGUCGAGGAUUUGCACUGCUGGAUGGUGGAGCAUUUGCAGGGCCAUCCCAGUUUUGAGCGUGUCGACGACGACGAGGUCGAGGGAGACGAAUGCGUCGCCAUUAUGCGUGUAGAGACGGAAGAAGGCAAAAAAGUCGAGCGCAACAAUGGCAAAAAGUACGUGGCAGUAUUUCGAAGACUGGAGCAUCCUCUCUGGACAUAGUUCUGGUGAGACAAUAUAAAAAGAAUAUAGGGCCCAAUCACAAUUGGCGGAACAGAUAUCCUUUCCCUUCCCUUCCCUUCCUUUCCCUUCCUUCCCAUUCCGUUCCUCUUUCACAUAUUAUGGACAUUAAGAUUCGUAGUCUCUCUCUCUCUCUCUCUCUCUCUCUCUCUCUCUCU
This is a messenger RNA of Sphaerulina musiva SO2202, 807 nucleotides long. Its product is annotated as putative methyltransferase. Bases 104 to 631 code for a protein of 175 amino acids. NCBI's taxonomy places the organism in Eukaryota, Fungi, Ascomycota, Dothideomycetes, Mycosphaerellales, Mycosphaerellaceae. Gene Ontology annotation, cellular component: tRNA methyltransferase complex. The transcript has a single exon. The record is from RefSeq and is a predicted model, not a curated record. Gene Ontology annotation, molecular function: tRNA (guanine(46)-N7)-methyltransferase activity. Gene Ontology annotation, biological process: tRNA methylation; RNA (guanine-N7)-methylation.